AUGAAGUCCAAACCUUCGACUAAUCUAAAACCUACCAACCCCAUAGUUCCUCCUAGUUUGAAAUUAACUAGUUCACCUAUUCCAUCAGGAUUUAAAAUCAAUAAACGUACUAUAGUAUCCAAUGAUUUCAAGCCUAGAGCGAAAAAGCUUAUGGCUGAUUCAUCUCCAAACUCAACUACUGAUAAUGAUACAUUAAUUACAUCUACAGAGGAAUUCAAAUUCCUCUACAAAUUGUUUGUACCCAACAAGUACUUAAUUAAGAAUAAUAAGAUGUCGUUAAACCAUUUGCUAACUCAUUUACCUCUUAUUAUUCCAUCGACUUAUGAUAAUAAGAAGGACUAUUCGCCAUUGAAUCUUCAGAUCCAUUUAUUUCUCAGUACGAUUAUGGUCAAGUAUGUCAAUUCAUGGUAUUUAACCAAAUUAAACACCGAUAACUAUGAUGUUUUACAAUUAAUUUAUCAAGUGCUUAUGGAGUUUGUUAGAAAUUUUAGUUCAAGAGUAAAUAAAGUAAUUAAAAGUGAGGUAACUUUAUUCAAUCUAGUGGAUGAAAUAUCAGUAGCAAUCAAUACUCAUAUCUUGGAUUUGGUUAAUGACAAUAACCGAUAUGACUUGAAGAUAUUUGAUGAAUAUUACAUGAAUGCCAAUUUAAAGAAUAGUUUUGCCUACGAUCCUCAUAAGGAUUUACAGACCAUUAUCGAAGAUUAUUUGGAGAAUAGUCAUAUCAUUUUUGAACGUAAUACUGAUCCAUUAACAUAUUUUAGGAUACUAGUUAAAAAUAUCCUUGAGGUGAUAUACUCCAAUGAUUCUCCCGUCAACCCCUUGUCAUCCACUAUAAUUACAAAUUUAACUAUAACUAUCGUUAGUGAUCUUGUGCUAUCGAUUAUAUUCGAAAAGUUGUCAUCACCAAAUUUCAUUCUUAAUGAUGUAAUAGGUAAUAUAGUUGAUUUAGUCAUAGAUUCAAUAGAUGCUAGGACAGCAUCCAAUAAACAAGUUAAGGCGAAACAGGAUACUACAACAUAUUAUGAUAAAGUUCAAUUUUAUAUAACAGCUGCAUAUACAAGGUUGAGUAGACUUAUAGUCUCCACGAAAUCAGUAGAACCGAAAUCAACCUCCAAAGAUACACAAGUUGAUAUUUUUGGAUCAAGCGUAUUUCAAUUAGUUAACACUAUUGGUAACUUAUCGGCCAGGAAGCCGUUAGUUUCCAGCAUAAUUAGUAUUGUUGUACAACUGCUUCAAUUAAAUUCGUGGAUCUACAAUAAAGUGAAUUCCAUUUUCUCAGCAUAUGUCAUGAAGAAAUUGAUCCAAUCACCCAUACUAGGCGAGCAGAGUCUCAGUGGACUCAUUUCAUCUCUCAGAUUAAACAUCUUCUACAAAGAAUCUACGGAGGAGCAGGCUCCUCUGUCUCCAGAUUCAUACACUACCAUAGACCAAUUGACAGAAAAGAUCUACGACUUGAUUAAGAACAAGAUUCCCCAGUCGUUCGCAAACCCUAUUAUUAGUCCCCGUUAUUCGUUUUUUGGUCUAGUGGGUGAGAACGACCAGGACUUGAAGGUCCGAAUCCGGCGAAUGUUGGUCAUCUUCAACUACAAUGCAUCAGCAGCGUAUGAUAACAACAACAACAUCAACAGCACAUGUGACUUGAACAAGCUAUUGAUUGUCAAUAUAUUAGAUACCAUAGUUAGAAACCUAUAUCCCGAGUUAACGUAG
Scheffersomyces amazonensis is the source of this 1707-nucleotide messenger RNA. RefSeq lists its product as uncharacterized. The transcript has a single exon. NCBI's taxonomy places the organism in Eukaryota, Fungi, Ascomycota, Pichiomycetes, Serinales, Debaryomycetaceae. The record is from RefSeq and is a predicted model, not a curated record. The coding region runs from base 1 to 1707 and encodes 568 amino acids.